Molecule: messenger RNA, 6959 nt
Organism: Oryctolagus cuniculus (rabbit)
Lineage: Eukaryota; Metazoa; Chordata; Mammalia; Lagomorpha; Leporidae
Gene: AP1G1
Product: adaptor related protein complex 1 subunit gamma 1
Biological process (GO): vesicle-mediated transport; intracellular protein transport
Cellular component (GO): Golgi apparatus; membrane coat; AP-1 adaptor complex
Source: RefSeq, a predicted model, not a curated record
CCGCCGCCACCAUCACCGCGAAGCGGAACCAAUGUCCGUCGGCGGCGGGGCCGGCCGGCUCUUUCUCGCUCAGACUCAUCGCAGCGGUGACUCGGCAGCAGCGUCUCGCGUCAUCAGUGACAGCCCCGACUCCGGCUACGCUCUGCGUCGCUCUGCCAGGCGCAGUCGCCUCCUCCUUGGCAAAUAGUCCUCGGCGGGGUCCGAGUUCUUGGGUAAUCCGAGAAGGGAGGCACGAGAAGUUGCCGUUAGGGGACGCGGAAUCGGCUAGGAGAGGGGCAUAAGGGGCCGAAGUUUCUGCGAUAGCGUGGGAAGUUAGUUAAAAACUCCCUUCCUUCCGAGGAUCCCUCCGCCUGCGGUAGCGGUGGUGAGGCCGAGGGAGCCGCCAUUUUGGAUGUUCGGUUCCUGCUGCCACUGCUGCCGCCGCCCCCGAAGCUGCUGGUUUCAUUCGAGGUUUCGGGCCGAGGAUGCCAGCCCCCAUCAGAUUGCGGGAGCUGAUCCGGACCAUCCGGACAGCUAGAACCCAAGCCGAAGAACGAGAAAUGAUCCAGAAAGAAUGUGCUGCAAUCCGUUCAUCUUUUAGAGAAGAAGACAAUACAUACCGAUGUCGGAAUGUGGCAAAAUUACUGUAUAUGCACAUGCUUGGCUACCCUGCUCACUUUGGACAGUUGGAGUGCCUCAAGCUCAUUGCAUCUCAGAAAUUUACAGACAAACGCAUUGGCUAUUUAGGGGCAAUGCUGCUGUUGGAUGAAAGACAAGAUGUCCAUCUUCUCAUGACCAACUGUAUCAAGAAUGAUCUUAAUCACAGCACGCAGUUUGUGCAGGGGCUAGCACUUUGUACCCUUGGCUGCAUGGGCUCGUCAGAGAUGUGCAGAGAUCUUGCAGGAGAGGUUGAGAAGCUUCUGAAAACCUCCAACUCUUACUUAAGAAAAAAGGCAGCAUUAUGUGCUGUUCAUGUCAUCAGGAAGGUUCCUGAGCUUAUGGAGAUGUUUUUACCAGCAACAAAAAAUUUAUUGAAUGAGAAGAACCAUGGUGUCCUUCACACAUCUGUAGUCCUCCUUACAGAAAUGUGUGAGCGCAGCCCAGACAUGCUUGCACAUUUCAGAAAGCUUGUGCCCCAAUUAGUUCGUAUUCUCAAGAACCUCAUUAUGUCCGGAUAUUCACCAGAACAUGAUGUUUCUGGUAUCAGUGACCCCUUUUUGCAGGUACGAAUUUUGCGGUUAUUAAGAAUUUUAGGACGAAAUGAUGAUGACUCAAGUGAAGCUAUGAAUGAUAUAUUAGCACAGGUUGCCACUAAUACAGAGACGAGUAAGAAUGUAGGAAAUGCUAUUCUUUAUGAAACAGUUUUGACUAUCAUGGAUAUCAAGUCAGAGAGUGGACUGCGAGUUCUAGCCAUUAAUAUCCUGGGUCGUUUCUUACUGAACAAUGACAAGAAUAUUAGAUAUGUAGCUCUGACAUCCUUGUUGAAGACUGUGCAAACAGAUCAUAAUGCAGUACAGAGGCACAGGAGCACAAUUGUGGACUGUCUAAAAGAUUUGGAUGUCUCAAUAAAACGGCGUGCAAUGGAAUUGAGUUUUGCCCUAGUAAAUGGGAAUAAUAUCCGAGGCAUGAUGAAGGAAUUACUUUAUUUUCUGGAUUCCUGUGAGCCAGAAUUUAAAGCAGACUGUGCAUCUGGAAUCUUUCUUGCUGCAGAAAAGUAUGCACCUUCCAAACGGUGGCAUAUAGACACCAUUAUGCGUGUUUUGACAACGGCAGGAAGUUAUGUUCGUGACGAUGCAGUUCCCAAUUUGAUCCAGUUAAUAACCAAUAGUGUGGAGAUGCAUGCCUAUACUGUCCAGCGCUUGUACAAAGCAAUUCUUGGUGAUUAUUCUCAACAACCUUUGGUACAAGUGGCUGCGUGGUGUAUAGGUGAAUAUGGUGAUCUUCUUGUGUCUGGCCAGUGUGAAGAGGAAGAACCUAUUCAGGUAACAGAGGAUGAAGUGUUGGAUAUUUUAGAGAGUGUCCUAAUUUCUAACAUGUCCACCUCAGUGACACGAGGUUAUGCCCUCACUGCCAUUAUGAAGCUUUCUACUCGAUUCACCUGUACUGUAAACCGAAUUAAGAAAGUGGUUUCUAUCUAUGGAAGCAGCAUUGAUGUGGAACUCCAGCAGAGGGCAGUAGAAUAUAAUGCACUUUUUAAGAAAUAUGACCACAUGAGGUCUGCCCUACUUGAAAGAAUGCCUGUCAUGGAAAAAGUGACUACAAAUGGCCCUACUGAAAUUGUGCAGACAAAUGGAGAGACAGAACCUGCUCCACUAGAGACCAAACCACCACCCUCUGGGCCACAGCCUACCAGCCAGGCUAAUGAUUUAUUGGAUUUAUUGGGAGGAAAUGACAUAACACCUGUUAUCCCAACUGCACCUACAAGCAAACCUGCUUCCGCUGGUGGAGAACUUCUUGAUUUGCUGGGAGACAUCAACCUUACAGGUGCUCCAGCUGCUGCUCCUGCCCCUGCCUCCGUCCCACAGAUAUCCCAACCCCCAUUCUUGCUGGAUGGACUUUCAUCACAGCCUCUCUUCAACGAUAUUGCUGCAGGCAUCCCCUCCAUCACAGCAUACAGUAAGAAUGGCUUGAAGAUAGAAUUCACCUUUGAACGGUCAAACACCAACCCCAGUGUCACAGUGAUAACGAUACAGGCCUCCAACAGCACAGAGCUGGACAUGACGGACUUUGUUUUCCAGGCUGCAGUACCAAAGACAUUCCAGCUGCAGCUUCUGUCUCCAAGCAGCAGCAUUGUCCCAGCAUUUAACACAGGGACCAUCACACAAGUCAUUAAAGUUCUGAACCCACAGAAGCAACAGCUGCGAAUGCGGAUCAAGCUCACAUAUAAUCACAAGGGCUCAGCAAUGCAAGAUUUAGCAGAAGUGAACAACUUUCCCCCUCAGUCCUGGCAAUGAAGGCCUGGCACCAUUCUUGUUCUUAUUCUACUCAAUCAAAGGAACUCUGGGAAGGACGUUGUGAUUGCUGGCAAGUCCCCCCCCAACUGUACCAUGGGCAUGAGGAGCUGAAGAGAACUGUUGAGGAGGAUUUUCCUGAAGUUACUGCUGACUUUGAAGCAUUGUUAAAGACUAACGUCCUCUCCUCCACUGUUGAAGCUGGCUGCUUCUGGAGGCUACUUUGCACUCUCCUCCUCUCUCCCUUUUCCAUACUUCUCCACCCUCCCACAUUUACAGCCAGAAUCCAUGUUCCCUGGGCCCCUGAAGAAAUAAGCAGCUGGUCUGGAGGAGAGGACUGAAAUUCAUGGCGAGAAAACACUCACUCUGUCUCUGCAGCAAAGAGUUGCCCUUUCUUUCUACUAUUGUUUCUCGGUGGACUGGGCAAGGUGGGGUAUUUAUUCCUCACUAGCUGGGUUACCAUCUUUAGGCGCUUUUUACAUCUGGCAUUCGGAAUGGAAAUGUAACAGUGGACAUUAGGGAGCCCUGCCUUUUUCUACUGGUUCCCCCAAUGUUUGAAAGAGGCAUUAGGCUCCUGGUGGCCUUUCCUGUGCAUUGCUGUAUACACACAGACACACACAUGUAUGUACAUUUGUUGUUGAGAACUGGUCAGACCUUGAGAUGAUUUGUAAACACUGGACAGAUGCAGUAAAAGGAACUUUUGUCGAGAUUUGGCAUGAAGGAUAUGGUGCUCUAUUUGUAAUAGAUACUUCCAAGGCUCUUCUAGCUCCCCUUUCUCUCCAUUCUGUAGCUAUAGUCAUGAAUACUCUCCGUGAUUUUCAAAAUCGAGUCCCCUUAAAAUGCAAAGUGAAACUUUCUAAAAGUACUUUAAUUAGUUAUCAGUGACCCCAUUCCCUUCACAGGUUUUGAAGUUUCCCCUAAGCCUGUGACUUGCCUGUUUGAACUGUGGUAAAGGAGUGGAAAGAGGAAUCCACCAGUUCUAAAGAUCAGACUCCCUAACAAAAGCAGCUCUACCCAUAGGAAAAGUGAAUAUCAGACUUGGCCUGGAGCACGUUGGAGUCAUCUUAUCCAUUACUCCAAACCUCCCUUUUUGUUUCCUGAGCCUGGCUUGGACCUUGGCAUUCCAUUUGAAUUCCUUCUUCUAACUGGAACAUUUGUGUUGUAUCUGUAACACUGGCACUGAAAUAAAGACCACACACUUAAAGAACUCUUUCCUAUAUCGUACUUUAUGGUGUUGGAAUGAAGCCUUGUAGCUUCCUUGCCCCUAUGUCAGAGAAAGUCUUAUGGACACCAUAGGGUAGGAAUAUAAUUUUGUGAGUUUGAGAACUUGGUCUCUUGGAAGAGAUCAGUCUUAUGAAUAUCUGCAUUAAAGAUUUGAGGUUUUUAAACUAGUGAGAGUGCCGAGUGCUUUUUAGAAAGGAUCCUUGUGUUUUCAAACCUUAAAGUUGAGUUGUGCAUGUUGAAUAUACUGUGUAUGUUCAGGUAUACAGGCGUUUUGUUUUAUAUACUGAAAAGAGAAUGUGAGGCCCACCUUGCUCUUACAAUCAUUACUGUAUUGAGUACAGUAGAGUGACUACUUUGGCUUCAGACUGAAACCUGGAUACAAAUACCCUUUUUCCCUCCAUUUUGCAAAGCCUUUAUUUAAAAUCUUCAGUGUUUUGUCAAAUCUAGCUCUGUAUCAGAUGCUAGCCUAUUCCUAACAUUUGACAAACUGGAGGUGAACUAAAGGCUCCAAAGGGAAAACCUUCUGGUCUUACUAAUAUAUAAGAGCAAGAUCUGCUAAAAUUUAUGCCACUGGGUAAAUGAUGGCCGAGUCAAAACCAGAUUAUUAUCUCUUGAAUAGUUCUCAGCAAAUUAAGGGUGGACUCGUGCUUAUUUCAGACAGCCGCUCUGCCUGUGCAAUGAAAAAUAGCCUUUUCAAACUUUCUUUGCAGACUGAUUUCACUGGAUGGAUAUUUAAUGCUGUGAAAUGUGAUAGGAUUAACAUAAUAUUGGUGGAUUUCUUGAAUAGAAUUUGUCUUAACAUUCCUCUUUGUGUAGAGGCUUUAUUUUCUCUCUUACAUUUGUAGCUAACCAGCUCAGGUUUUCCUAGUUGAACUGAGUUGAAUCUCUGAAGAAAUCUGCUCAACACCAUGCUAUCAGUGCUAGCUAAUGGAGCAGAAGGGGCAAAGCAUCUCGCUGGGUGAUCAUAGUUUUGAGUUAGAGUUAGUGGUCAUCCGUGGCUUUGUCUAGAAGGAAUAAAAUAUGGCCUUAACACAAAGGGUGCUGCGUAGACUAGGAAUGACUUUCAGAGACUGAACCUGAGCACCAUACUGAAGGACUAGCAGCCAAAUAACUGCCUAGGAUACUGAUGGUGGUGAAGACUGUUUCAAACGAUUGGAUCUUUGAAAGCUUCAGCGUGCCUUAGUUUCUAGGAUCAGAAUUACUUCUCUUCUCACUUGGCCUUGCAGCUAAAAGGAGAAAUCCCUUAAUUUCUGUAAACACUUGCACAUUUCAGCAAUUCCUUUCCCAAGUAUAACUAUUUAAGGGGGAGCGCAUUUGGAUGAAUUCACAACUUCAGAGCCAUUAUGAGAAAGGAGCGAUUUCCAUGGCUGUUGAAUAACCCCGGGGUGAUAGGCAGUGAGCCCUCAGACACUUCCUCCAACAAUUUCACCUGCACUUGUACCUCAUUAUUUCCCUCUUCCACAGUAGUUUGUAUCCUGAUUUCCCCUGACCCCUCACCUCCAGUAAUCUUAAGGGAGAAUUCAUCGAAGUAAUCUCAAAUAACUGUCGGAUGGGUGCUCUCCCCAAAAAGCUUCUCCCGCAAUGCUUUGGUGCUGUUACCUUGAGGUGGUUUGGACAGUCAUGGAAGUUUUGCGCUGUGUAUAGUGAUCAUCUGUUAAUGUUAAGGUCUUUCUCGUUUAAAGAAACAUUCCUCAGUGUAAAGUUUGGGAGGAGAUUUCUUUCCUCUUGCUAGGUUAAAAGUGUGGUUUGUGCCCCUUGUUUGUCCCCUGCAUAUAUGCAAAUAGACUUAAAACUGUCCAGGACUAAUGAUUGGAAUAUUUUCACCUACCAAAUAACAUGCUUUCCAUUGUUACGUCCUUCUAGAACAGGUGGAAAGGUAAAGGAUACUGCUUUUGAGGCUCAGCUUAUUAUCUUCUUCAUUGGAAAAUUUUUGGGCCAUGAGAACUAGGGGAAAGAAUGAAUUUGAAUGUUUUAUUUUUUUCCCCUAGUGAAUGUAUUAUAACCACAGUGUCCUAAACAGAGCGAGCGAGCGAGCAAGCGAUUGAGAGAGCGAGCGAAAAGUAGAAAUUCACAAACUUUGUGGUUGGGGCAAUGGUUGUACAUGUCCGUAUUUACGUUUGGGAGUGGGGAGGAUAAUCUAAGAAUUACUCAAAAAGUCCUGAAGUUUGAAAUACUCUUAAUCAUCUUUGGCUCAGGAGGGUGGAGCUGCUUUUAGAACUGGAAGUGAGUAACUUUCUCAAGCAAUAGCAGUGAGCGGGGUCCCAUCAACAAGGUUCCAGGACUUGGAACACUAACCCAGAAGAAAACGUGGAGAAGCAGCUUGCACAGUUGCUUUGUGAACGUCCAUGAGACUGAUUCUGGCUUCAAGAUGGAGCAUUGGAGUUGUUUGUUUUUUGAACCUGCAUUUGCGCUUUGUGUGUUUUGUUUUUGUUUUCUCUCUGGAGCCUCAUUGGAAAGGGCUUCUGUACUCUUUCCUUUGGAAGCUCCCUAUUUGUUCCUGUAAAGUCCCUUUUCUUUCAUAAUGUUGUAAGUUACAUUUUCAUUCAGCCCCAUCACAUCUUCUUUACUGUAAAAAUAUUAAAAGCUGUUUCCAAGUGGGACAGCUAAUGAAGUUCUAAUUAUUGCAGACAUAUUUUUGAGAUGUAAAAAAAAUUAAAAAAUGGUAAGUCUUAGAGGUGAGUGAGGUAUAAAAUGGAUGUAAACAUUUACAUGGGAUGCAUUAGAAUUCUGUGUGUAUUGUCUUUUGGUUGAAACAAAUUAUGAACAGUGACUAAUAAUAAAAAGUCAAUACUCAAUGAUUUAAAA